AUGGCGAUUAAGAGCCUCCUUCCUAUCGCUUUUAUGGCUCUUGUCAACUACCUACCAACGACAUUGGCUCAAGCCUCAGCUUGCGCUCCUGGUGGCACCUUUGAUUUAUCUAAGUGGGAACUACAGCUUCCGACUGGCUCGGAUGGAUCGCCGGACUCAGUCUCUGCUUCCAAGCUCCAGGGCUGCGAUGGAUAUCAUUCUGAAUACUUCUUUACUAGCUCUGACGAUAGCUCCCUCGUUAUGAAGGUUCCAGGUGACUCGUCAACCUCUGGUUGUGUCACUACGCCCAACAGCAAACACUGCCGCACGGAGCUCCGUGAGGAAGACCCUUCUACGUGGAGCCCCUCUGAUCAUACCAACCGACUAUUUGGCGAUGUAAUCGUGAAGCAAAUCGAGAAUGACCGAGUUGUGGUUGGUCAGAUCCAUAUCGAUGGCUCGAUCUCCACGAAGCCCGUUUGCGAGCUUUACUACAGUACCACUGGUAACCUCACGAUGGGCGUAAACCGGUGCCGCACUUGUGGCCAGGAUACGUUCAAUAUCGGCCAAAUCCCUGUUGGGCAGAGAUUCACCUAUGAAAUCCGAUACGAGAGUAAUGUUCUAUCCGUUAGCAUCAAUGGCCAGGUUUUCCAGAAGCUCGACACUUUUGAUCUCAAUAGUCCUGCUAGCUACUUCAAGGCCGGCAACUACAACCAGGGCAAUGGUCCCACGGAAGUUCAUUUCUUUAACAUCACUAUCUCUCACUAG
Messenger RNA from Penicillium waksmanii, 744 nucleotides. Its product is annotated as polysaccharide lyase family 7 protein. Lineage: Eukaryota; Fungi; Ascomycota; Eurotiomycetes; Eurotiales; Aspergillaceae. The transcript has a single exon. The coding region runs from base 1 to 744 and encodes 247 amino acids. The record is from RefSeq and is a predicted model, not a curated record.